This is a messenger RNA of Closterium sp. NIES-67, 1655 nucleotides long. The record is from the annotation of a GenBank genome assembly. Lineage: Eukaryota; Viridiplantae; Streptophyta; Zygnematophyceae; Desmidiales; Closteriaceae.
AUGCUGGAGUGUGGCGGGGGUUGGUGGGGGGAUGGAGAUUCUUGGGAUGCAGGCAGGAUGGGCGGAGUCUGAAGAUCUUUCCAUCGGACAUAGUAGCAGGCGGUGCAGCAGCAGUACAAGCAAGGACGAGUGCAGCAGCAAGAGUAGCACCAGCAAGAGUAGCAGCAGCAGCAGCAGCAGCAGCAGCACCACCACCACCACCACUGCCAGCUGUUGCAGCAAAAGCAUCAGUGAAAAUGUUGCCUCGACCACUGCCACCAGCAAUUCUGCCCCUGCCCAUGCAUCUGUCACCGUAGCUGCUACCAGCAGCACCAGCAGCAGAGAGAGUCCAAGAGCAAGAGCUCGCAUUCUUUGUCUGCAUGGAUUCAGACAAAAUGCCUCGUCCUUUUCUGGGCGGACGCGCGCGCUGCAGCGGAAGCUCAAGUCGGUGGCAGAAUUCGUCUUUAUUGACGCCCCGCAUGCACUCGCACACGUCGUCACAUCCUCAGGUGCCUCUUCAGGUGCCUCUUCAGGUGGCUCCUCAGGUGGCUCCUCAGGUGCUCAAGCAACAGAUGCUCAAGCAGGUCAGGGUAGUCUGCACAGCACCAAGGCAGCAGCAAGUGGUAGCCUUCCCCGACCCAAGUAUGCGUGGCUGACAGGACCCAUUGACCUUGCCCUUCAAGCAUCCUCUCACACCACCCUCCACUGUUCAUCAUCAUCCCCUCUUCCCACCAUACCAGCUGGCACCGUGCCAGCUGGCAGUGCCGAAGUGGUGCCAGCUGUCACAAGCACGCGAGCUGUUGCUGCGGCAGCGCCAGCUCACGCAGCAGUGCCACCUGUGCUACUAGCUGGCGGAUUCCCUGCUGACCAGCUGGACGGGCAGGUGUACGGCUGGGCGGCGAGUUUGUCCUAUCUGAGGGAGGUGGUAUCCAAACUGGGCCCUUUUGAUGGGGUUUUGGGGUUCUCCCAAGGUGCUGCUGUGGCUGCUGCUGUUGCUGCUCUGGCUAGUCAAGAAAGGAAGGAAACACAGGGUUUGUCGCAUUGCAAGGAGGGGGAGGGAUUGGGAGGGACAAGGAAGCAGAGUGAGGAGAGGAAGGAGUGUGAGGAACAGAAGGGAAGGGAAGAGGGUGUGGAGAGAGGGGGAGCAGUGGGGGAAUGGAAGGGAUGGGGCAUACGGUUUGCGAUUCUAUGCUCCGGUUAUGUAGCCGCAAGUGAGGCGCAUUCGUUUAUGCAUGACUUGACGGGUGAGGCGGUGGUAACGCUGCCAUCGUUACACGUCUUCGGAGCAAGCGCAGACCACAGCAAUGCCAUGCUUGAUGGCCCAAGCAUACCAAGUGUAUCAAACAACGACCACUCUCGGUCCACCACCCCCACUCGCACUGCUGAUGCCACUGCAGCCACAGUGGGUAUAAUCACCAUGCCAAGCUCUCGGCAGUGCCACCAUGAUCGGCAAGUAAGCCAGCAGCAGAGCGAGGAGCUUGCUGAAAUGUUUGAGGCGGACUCUCGAGUGGUCUUGUGCCAUGAUUGUGGCCAUGUCAUCCCUGUGAACGAAGCAAUCAUAAGCGCUUUCAAGGAUUUCAUAAUGCGAUAUGGAAGUAUUUGAUUAAUGUUUUCAUAUGUCCGAUUAUACUAUUCGACUGUAGCUGUGUUAGCUGUGGUCGUGUGGUGUGGUACAG